Glycine soja is the source of this 2267-nucleotide messenger RNA. Its product is annotated as probable indole-3-acetic acid-amido synthetase GH3.1. Gene Ontology annotation, cellular component: cytoplasm. Gene Ontology annotation, molecular function: acid-amino acid ligase activity. Bases 173 to 1957 code for a protein of 594 amino acids. The transcript is spliced from 3 exons. NCBI's taxonomy places the organism in Eukaryota, Viridiplantae, Streptophyta, Magnoliopsida, Fabales, Fabaceae. The record is from RefSeq and is a predicted model, not a curated record.
UCGCAACUUUUCUCCAUCCAUACUCAUCCACUUCUUGAACCGUGCCUUAACUAAACUAGAGCUAGAAUUAGAGUUAGCUACCUUGCCUAAUUCACAAACGCGUCCCUCUACGGCUCUACCUAUUAGCUAUCUUUUUUGUGCUGUGAUUGAAAUUAAUUUGUGAUAGCUCACCAUGGCCAUUGCUACUUGUGAUCAUGAUAAGAACGCAAAGGCUUUGCAGUUCAUUGAGGAUAUGACCCAAAACACUGAAAGUGUCCAAGAGAGGGUCCUUGCUGAGAUUCUCAGCCAAAACUCCCAGACCGAAUACCUGAAACGGUUUGAGCUGAAUGGAGCCACAGACCGCGACACUUUCAAGUCAAAGGUUCCUGUCGUUUCCUAUGAUGAUUUGAAGCAUGAUAUCCAUCGCAUUGCUAAUGGUGACCGCUCUCCUAUUUUAUGCGCUCACCCAAUCUCCGAGUUUCUCACCAGUUCUGGAACAUCUGCUGGGGAGAGAAAAUUGAUGCCAACCAUUCGUCAAGAGAUGGACCGUCGUCAAUUAAUUUUCAGCCUUCCCAUGCCAGUGAUGAAUCAAUACGUGACUGAUAUGGACAAGGGUAAGGCUCUCAUCUUCCUGUUCACCAAAGCCGAGCAGAAAACUCCGAGUGGCUUAGUGGCACGUCCAGUGUCGGCUAGCAUGUACAAGAGCGACCAGUUCAAAAACAGACCCUACGACCCAUACAACGUGUACACAAGCCCAGACGAAGCAAUCCUCUGCCCCGAUUCCUUCCAAAGCAUGUACACCCAAAUGCUAUGCGGCCUCAUCAUGCGCCAUCAAGUCCUCAGAGUUGGUGCAAAUUUCGCCUCCGGCCUUCUCCGAUCCAUCCACUUGCUCCAGCUCAAUUGGGCCCAACUAUCCCACGACAUCUCCACCGGAACCCUAAACCCCAAAAUCACUGACCCUGCCAUCAAACAACGCAUGACCCAAAUCCUCAAACCCGACCCAGAACUUGCUGAAUUCAUUGUGAAAGAAUGCUCAGGAGAAAACUGGGAACGCAUAAUCCCCAGAAUCUGGCCAAACACCAAGUAUGUAGAGGUGGUUGUGACCGGUGCCAUGGCGCAGUAUGUUCCAACUCUUGAUUAUUACAGCGGAGGCCUACCUCUCGCUUCCAACAUAUACGGAUCCUCCGAGUGCUUCUUUGGGAUUAACCUCAACCCAUUUUGCAACCCCUCUGACGUGUCAUACACCAUCAUGCCAAACAUGGGUUACUUCGAGUUCUUGCCUCAGGAUCACGAUGAUGAUGCUUCUUCGUCUUCAGGUUCCAGUUUCACUCUGUCGCGUUUAAUCGACCUUGAUGAUGUUGAACUCGGAAAAUCCUACGAAAUUGUUGUGACCACGUACUCCGGUUUAUGCCGUUACCGUGUGGGCGACAUUCUCCGAGUGACGGGCUUCCACAACACCGCCCCGCAGUUCAGCUUCGUGAGGAGAAAAAACGUGUUGCUGAGCAUCGACUCGGACAAAACGGACGAAGCGGAGUUACAAAACGCCGUGGAGAAGGCCUCCGUGCUGUUGAAGGAGUUCAAGACGAGCGUGGUGGAGUACACGAGCUUUGCGGACACGAAGUCGAUCCCGGGGCAUUACGUGAUUUACUGGGAGCUCUUGAUGAAGGACUCUUCCAACGCUCCAACUACUGAAGCGUUGGAGCAGUGUUGUUUAACAAUGGAAGAAUCGCUGAACGCCGUUUAUCGACAAGGUAGGGUUGCGGACCAUUCUAUUGGACCGUUAGAGAUUCGUGUGGUGAAGAAUGGAACCUUUGAGGAGCUUAUGGACUACGCUAUCUCACGUGGCGCGUCUAUUAGCCAGUACAAGGUUCCACGGUGCGUGACCUUCACGCCCAUAACGGAGUUGCUCGACUCUAGGGUUGAGUCCGUUCAUUUUAGCCCCUCUGAACCACACUGGACCCCGGAACGACGUCGUUGAAGGGUAACUACACAUACCUGCGUGAAGUCAUGCGCUCAAUAAUUAAAAUAAAGAGAUUGAAAGGAAUGUGCCUUUUCAUUUUGGCCGUGCCUUUUUAAAGUUUAUGUGUUAUGUUUUAGAUUUGUGUCUCUGAAAAAUAUGGUCAAAAGGAAUUGUCCUAGACAUCUUUGUCUAUCCUAUGUAGGAAACCAUCAUGUGCACACGUUUAAUUAGUCGAUCUAUUUAUAAUGUUAAUACAUUAUAAUUUUAAUAUCCUUCACGUGCAUGUAACUUUCAUGGGGCCAAAAGUCUGAGAAACGGUUGUCUUUUC